UCGUUGUUAUGUCAAUAAUAUUUAUUUUUCGUUAUUACUUCAAGGACGGACUAGCAUGUUUCUGCAGUAGUCCUGCGAGAAAUAGGGUGUAUUUGCAAGUGUUGAAACGGUCAAUCAUGAAUAAUAUUACCAACAUACAUUACGGUCCGUUGCCGGCAGAUUCACCAUACGUGAAACCAUUCCGCUUCCACUACACGCAAAACGGGAAGCAAAAGUCGUGGGAUCUGUUGAAGGUGCACGAUUCGGUUUCAAUCGUUAUUUUUAACAUUACCCGGAAGAAGCUGGUUUUCGUGAAACAAUUCCGACCUGCCGUAUACCAUGGCAUCAUCAGCAGCGAUGGAGUGGAACCGGGCGACAUCGAUAUGGCGAAAUAUCCACCGGAAAUUGCCGUCACGAUGGAAUUGUGUGCGGGCAUUAUCGACAAACCUAUAUCGAUAGUUGAAAUCGCGCGCGAGGAAAUUUUGGAAGAAUGUGGCUACGAUAUUCAAGUGGAUCGUAUCGAAGAAAUUAUUCGUUAUCGUUCCGGUGUCGGAACAUCCGGUGCGGAGCAAACGUUGUUCUACGCGGAGGUUACCGAUGCGGAUAAAGUUCCUGCUGCCGGUGGUGGUGUAGACGAUGAAAUGAUUGAUGUCGUCGAAUACAGUUUGGAGGAAGCGCGAAAGCUGACGGAAAAGGGAACGGUGAUAACUAGCCCUCCAUCGUUUCUGUUUGGUGUGCUCUGGUUUUUUAUGAACAGGGCGCCAAAGAACUAAUCUACUGUGAUAUAGUGACACCUACAGAUGCAUCCAUAGGAUGCCGAAUUUGCGAAAGCAAAUAAAAUGUAAUGCUUCACAUUCUCCUUCCAGAGCA
Molecule: messenger RNA, 849 nt
Organism: Anopheles funestus (African malaria mosquito)
Lineage: Eukaryota; Metazoa; Arthropoda; Insecta; Diptera; Culicidae
Product: uridine diphosphate glucose pyrophosphatase NUDT14-like
Exons: 2
Coding region: 9-752 (247 amino acids)
Biological process (GO): ribose phosphate metabolic process; nucleoside phosphate metabolic process
Molecular function (GO): UDP-sugar diphosphatase activity; metal ion binding
Source: RefSeq, a predicted model, not a curated record